AUGCCCCAGCCCAAGCCGGGGAGGGCGGCGGCGGAGGACGAGGCGGCGGACGAGGGCUCCGCAGGAGGAGGCGGCGGCGGCGGAGACAAGCGAGAGCCGGCCCGGCCCAGGAUGAACGGGGAGAACAUCUUCACUUGCCAAUCCAAAAUCUACAGUUACGUGAACCCCGGUAAAACGUCCAGCUCUCGGCCCCCACUUCAAGAGGAAAAUUCUGCCACGCAUCCCGAGACGAAAGGGCAAACCUGCAGACUUGAAACUUGCCAAAAACUGGAAGGUAAGACUAAGUUUCUCUCCUGGGAGUUGGCUGUGCAACCCGGAUACUUUGUUGGCGACUCGACCUCCAGUGUUGCAAAAUCCGACAGCCAGCACAGCAAAGCAAUCGAAUGUGAACCUUUACCGUCUCUCUCCAGCCCGAAUCCCGAACCGACAGAAACUCACAAACUCUCGCCAGCCAAAUCAGACGAGGUCACCAGCCAAAAGCAGGUCCCGAAAAAGGGAGGCAAAAAACCUGCAUCCCGAAGGAAAGGCCAAGGAAAAACGCCGCCAAACCGAAAGGUAACUGAUUAUUAUCCGGUUAGAAGAAGUUCCAGAAAGAAUAAAAAAGAAUUACAGACAGAGGAGAAGAAACGGAUAGAUGAGUUAAUCGAGAGUGGGAAAGAAGACGGAAUGAAGAUCGACUUCAUCGAUGGCAAAGGCCGGGGCGUCAUCGCAACCAGGCAUUUUAACCGGGGUGAAUUUGUGGUUGAAUAUCACGGAGACCUCAUUGAAAUUAUGGAUGCGAAGAAACGGGAAGCGGCUUACGCCCAGGAUCCAUCGACUGGCUGUUAUAUGUACUAUUUCCAAUUCUUGAGUAAGACUUUCUGUGUCGAUGCCACGAAAGAGACCGACCGCCUGGGACGUUUGGUGAAUCACAGCAAGUCUGGGAAUUGUCAGACGAAGCUCCACGACAUCGGUGGCGUCCCCCACCUCAUCUUGGUGGCCUCCCGAGACAUUAAAGCUGGCGAGGAGUUGCUGUACGAUUAUGGGGACCGGAGCAAAGCUUCUUUGGAGGCCCAUCCAUGGCUGAAACACUAAGGGGAUCCCUUGCACGCGAGUAAGCAUUGGAUGUUCCUCGUGGAAGACCCAUUGGCAGCUCUUAGGGGUGGUUACUUCCAAGAGGUCUCGUUUGUGGCCAGCUGACAGGCCAACAGGGACGAUGGAGUCUUCACCUGAACGGACUUUUAAAUAUGAAGGGCCUGAU
This is a messenger RNA of Protobothrops mucrosquamatus (brown spotted pit viper), 1240 nucleotides long. RefSeq names its product lysine methyltransferase 5A (gene KMT5A). The transcript has 7 exons. The record is from RefSeq and is a predicted model, not a curated record. The coding region runs from base 1 to 1074 and encodes 357 amino acids. Gene Ontology annotation, molecular function: histone H4K20 methyltransferase activity; protein binding. NCBI's taxonomy places the organism in Eukaryota, Metazoa, Chordata, Lepidosauria, Squamata, Viperidae.